UCGGAGAUCCUUCUCUCUCUCUCACUCUCUUUCUCCUGCUCUGUCUCUUUUUCUUUUUACUUCUCUUCUCUCUCUCCCCCUCUCUCUCUCUCUCUCCGUCUCUUUCUCUCUGUCACUUCUGCGGGCUCCAGGCAUCCGUUGGUCGUCUCGUUUCAGCUGCUCCGCCGAAGCUUCUGCCAUCCAUUCAGAACCCCCCUACACACACACUUCAGACGGGCUGCAGAGAUGUCAAUGGACAGCAUUCUUAGCGCUGACGACAUCAAGAAGGCCCUUGAUGCUUUCAAAGCUGCAGACAGCUUUGACUAUAAGAAGUUCUUUGAGAUGGUGGGGCUGCGAGCCAAGUCUGAUGAGGAGAUCAAGAAGGCUUUCCUAGUCAUGGACCAGGAUAACAGCGGCUACAUAGAGGAGGAGGAACUCAGGUUUGUCCUCAAAAGCUUCUCUGCCGAUGGCCGAGACCUUACUGAUAAGGAGACUAAGGUCUUCCUUGAAGCAGCCGACAAGGAUGGAGAUGGCAAGAUUGGAGUGGACGAGUUCACUGCCCUGGUGCAUGAGUAAAAGUCUCCAGUGACCGCCCCCC
Messenger RNA from Sardina pilchardus (European sardine), 577 nucleotides. RefSeq names its product parvalbumin 6 (gene pvalb6). Bases 226 to 555 code for a protein of 109 amino acids. Gene Ontology annotation, cellular component: cytoplasm. The record is from RefSeq and is a predicted model, not a curated record. Gene Ontology annotation, molecular function: calcium ion binding. The transcript has 5 exons. Lineage: Eukaryota; Metazoa; Chordata; Actinopteri; Clupeiformes; Clupeidae.